UGCAUGUUUUAGACUCUGCAGCUCAACAGAAUGCUGGACAUGGCACAGCAAACACCUUUACUAUCGUGUACUGCUGGAGUUAUCUGACAACCAGGUGAGGAUGAUCGAUAUAUUGAUAAUAGGGGGAGGUCCCCACGCCUUGACCUUGGCCAGCCUGCUAUCAACUCCGCCCCCUGACCCCAAGCCUGCAGAUGACUCCGCCCCCUCCCGGCAGGACCUCGACCCCAGGCCACACCCUACCAGGGGCCAGACCCAGCCCAGAGGCAGGAGAGACAAGAGGAAAGCCCCUGCUAAGCAGAGAGUUGAAGAGUGGACGCUACCACCGGAGGGGGGUACCACCCCUGCCCUGGAACUCCGGGUGGUAGACUCCUAUGGGACAUGGGCGUCUCUGUGGGAGAGUCAGUUCGCUGCUCUGAACAUCCCUCACCUGCGCUCACACACCCUCGUCCACACAGACCCCUUUAACAAGAAGGCCCUGCAGGACUUCACGGUGCGUCAGGGGCGGACAGCGGAGCUCCAGAGCCUCCCCGACCUGGGCUUCAUCCUGGACGAGAACGCCUACUUCAGUGACUCUCGGCUGGGCAGGAAGGAGCAGAGGCGCCUGCACAUGUCCAGCAGCCUGAAGAGGAACCUGUCCGUCUGCCUGCCAGGGACACGACUCUCUGUGGACUUCUUUAAGGAGCAGGUGGAGAGAUACGGGCUGGACAGAGUGCUGCUGGAGGGGACCGUGGACUCCAUCACCCCUGUGAUGAUGGAGCAGGAAGAGGAGGAGAAAGAGAGGAGGGUGAAGUACUUCCGGGUGCUUCUCCAAGGGGGGGUCACGGUGGAGGCCCGGCAGGUUGUCUUGGCGACGGGGCCAACCCGGGCCCAGAUGGCCAACAUCCCCGGUUGGGUGGAGGGCAUCUCGGAGGACUAUCCGGAAGAGCGUCUCCAACACAGUGUCAGCCUCAUGCACCACCUGGCCAGCGCCCGACAUGCAGGGCAGAGCCCAGACGUGGGCCGGGUGUGUGACGCGGGCCAGAGGCUGAUGGUGGUGGGGGGGGGUCUGACCAGCGCCCACAUCGUGUCCAUCGCCCUGGAGCAAGGAGCCAGUCAUGUGACCUGGGUGAUGAGGAAGCACCUUCAGCUGAAGCAGUUUGACGUGGGCGACGUGGAGGGCCUGGUAGGGCGGUACUCACACGUGGAGCACGGCAUCAAGCUGGACGGACGCGCCCACCUCAGCCAGUUCUACGGGGAGAAGAGCCUGCAGCGGCGGCUGGCCAUGAUCCGGCAGGCCAGGAAGGGCGGAGCGGUUAGCCCCGAGGCCUACGUCCAGCUGAAGCCCUACAUACAGAGCGGACGGGUGGACCUCAAGACCUACCGCCAGGUGAGCGAGGCCAAGUGGUGCUACAGGAGACAGGUCUGGAGCGUGGCUCUCUGUGACGGCUCCGGGUGGACUGGGGACCGCAUCUGGCUGGCUACAGGCUGCAAGCUGGACGCCAGACACGACCCUCUGCUCUCUGGGGUCAUGAAGGAGUACCCUAUACAGGUGAUGGAGGGCUGGCCCUGUGUCACCCCGGCCCUGCAGUGGGCCCCUGGCUGCCCUCUCUACGUGAUGGGCCAGUACGCAGCCCUCCAGGUGGGACCUCAUGCGGUGAACUUGGCGGGAGGACAGGCGGCCAGCCUGCGCAUCGCGGCGGACAUCAUGCGCCGGCGCGCCAGACUUAUCGGGGUGGAAUCGAACACGCAACUGCACAGCUAUGCGCCGCUGCUCGAAUCAUACGUCCAGCAGAUGCACGGCCUGAUGUGGCUGUGAGGAGGACGACGACGAUGAAGAGGAUGAUUCUGUGGAUCGGUAGUGUUUGAUCCUCAUUGGGAUGAUUUAAAUGUGUUAUGUUACUGUGUUGACAUUGCGGUUGUUCGUGUUGCGGUUAUAAAUUCAAUUCAGCUUCAUUA
Molecule: messenger RNA, 1935 nt
Organism: Gadus morhua (Atlantic cod)
Lineage: Eukaryota; Metazoa; Chordata; Actinopteri; Gadiformes; Gadidae
Exons: 11
Coding region: 101-1795 (564 amino acids)
Molecular function (GO): oxidoreductase activity
Source: RefSeq, a predicted model, not a curated record